AUGGAAAAUGAGCUUAAUAAAUCUUUAUCAUCGUUGGGAACUUUCUCCAAUAUUAAACUUGUUGGUCUCUGUGGCACGUAUGAAGAUGGGAUAGAUUUUGUCAAAACUUUACCGAAAGAUAAACAAAAGACUAUCAUGUGGUUAGGCUCCUCAAUUGGAAAUUUGAAUAGGAAGGAUGCUGCAAGCUUUAUACAUCGCUUCCAAGAAAAUGCGAUGAAUCCCGGUGAUAUGUUUUUGAUUGGAAUCGACAGGAGAAACCACCCUGAAAAAGUUGCCACCGCUUACAACGAUCCUCAAGGCGUCACUGCAGAGUUUAUAAUGAAUGGAUUGGAUCACCUUAAUGUUAUUUUUGAUCAGCCAAUUAUUAACCGUAAUAGUUUUGAUUAUUUUUCAACAUAUAAUGAAAACGAAGGUAGACAUGAAGCGUACUAUCAGUCCAAGAAAGAUCAAAUAUUAGAAUUUUUAGUCCCCAAUGAUAUCAAUAAAACAAAAAUCCAAAUCAACGUGAAAGAAAGAGAACUUAUUCGAAUUGAAUAUGCUUAUAAAUAUAAUAAAGCAGAAACCACAAAGCUUUUUUACGAAGCUCAUUUAGCUCAUGUGGAAAGUUGGACUGAUUCUGAUUCGCAGUAUGAUCUUCAUUUGACUUAUAAACCUCCUUUCUUCUUUACGCGUGCUCAAGAAUCGAAAGAGUCCGUGCCAACCGUCGAAGAAUGGAAAGAAAUUUGGAAAUCAUGGGAUACAAUUUCCUUGAGCAUGAUUCCAUUAGAUAAAAUGCAUUCAAAACCUAUUUUCCUUCGACAUCCUUUUAUUUUUUAUAUUGGUCAUAUUCCCUCAUUCAUCGAUAUUAUUCUGGCCAAAUAUUUUCAUGAAAAAUUUACCGAACCAGAAAAUUUUGCCACCAUUUUCGAACGAGGAAUUGAUCCUGAUAUGGAUGAUCCAUCCAAGUGUAAUCCUCAUUCGCCUGUUCCUGAUCAAUGGCCAAAACUUAGUUCAAUUCUCGAAUAUCAAGAUAAAGUUAGACAAAGACUUUUAAAUAUUUACAAUGUUUAUAAGGAUAAACUAAUUCCGCGUUCACUAGGUCGCGUCUUGUGGAUGUUAUUUGAACAUGAAGCAAUGCACCUUGAAACGUUAUUUUAUAUGUUGGUGCAAUUCGAAGAUCUUUUACCGCCAAAAGGCGUUGUCAUUCCCAAAUUGCGUCCUGCCAUCCAUAAAGCUCCGGAUGCAAAAUUACUGGAAAUACCGACACAAACCAUUACACUUGGUCAUGAUGAUAAUGAGGAUCUUGAUGACUCGGAUCCAUUAAACUUACCAUUUGGUUGGGAUAAUGAACGUCCUUCACGUAAAGUCACUGUACAGGCUUUCAAGAUUCAUUCACGUCCUGUAACUAAUGAAGAAUAUUUGGAAUUUAUGAAGGCAACUGUAAAUUAUAAUUACCCAUUAUCUUGGGUUCCUGUAGAUCCUUCAUCAUUUAAAUAUAAAGUUCGGACUAUAUUCGGACCUGUCGACAUGGACGUAGCAAUGAAUUGGCCAGUAUUGUUGAGCCAGGAACAUGCAAACUAUUAUGCUGAAUGGACAAAGAUGCGGUUGCCCACUGAAGGGGAAUUGAGAUGUUUUUAUGAUAUUUACUCUCAAAAUCCAAACUUGGAUUCAAAUUUUGGAUUUGCCCAUUGGCAUCCAACUGAUGUCCCGUUAGAUAAUAAUUCUGUUCAAAAAAUAGGCAGUGCAUGGACAUGGACAUCUACCAAAUUUGAAGAAUACCCUGGGUUCGUUAAAAGUAAAUUAUAUCCGGGAUAUUCUUCUGAUUUUUUUGAUGGCAAACAUAACGUAAUUCUUGGAGGGUCAUGGGCAACGCAUCCUCGCUUGAUACGAAGGACAUUCCGCAAUUGGUAUCAACGCGGUUAUCCAUAUGUAUUUAGUAGUGUUAUAUUAUGUCAAGCUUAA
Molecule: messenger RNA, 1941 nt
Organism: Scutellospora calospora
Lineage: Eukaryota; Fungi; Glomeromycota; Glomeromycetes; Diversisporales; Gigasporaceae
Source: the annotation of a GenBank genome assembly